AUGACCACUGGAGAGGAGCUCCCUUGUGCUCACUUUACUGUGGAUAAACAGAACAUCUCCCUCUGGCCCAGAGAGCCUCCUACCAAGACGGAUCGGCCUCUGCCUCUGAGGAAACCUUCCACCGUGUGUGCUGCAUUGACCUUCCUGAGUCUGGUCCUGGUCACUUCUGUCUUGCUGCAGGGUAUCCUCUAUUCCUGGCUUUUGGGCACACUAUCAGAUGCAAAGAUUAAUGCUCAGUUGCUGGAAGGACGUGUGGACAACAUCAGCACUGAAGGUUCGGAAAUUCAGAGGAAUCGUGGUGGCCUGAAGGCAGCCAGAAUUCAGAUCCAGAGGUUGAAUGUUAACCUGACUCAAAUGCGCUCUAGACUCCUGACAUUGGAAGCCAGUUUGGAGAAGGCCAAUGCAGGGAUCCAGAGAUUAACAAGAAGUUGGGAGGAAGUCAAUAUUUUAAAUGCCCAAAUUCCAGAGUUAAAAAGAGAUUUGGAUAAAGCAAGUCUUUUAAAUGCAAAGGUCGGAGGACUUCAGAGCAGUUUGGAGAAUAUGGACAAAUCACUCAGACAGCAAAAUGACAUUCUUCAGAUGCUUUCUAGAGGUUGGGCACACUUCAAGGGGAACUACUAUUACCUUUCUCACAUUUCCAAAACCUGGUACAGUGCCCAGCAGUUCUGCAUAUCCAGGGAUUCACACCUGACCUCAGUGACCUCAGAGAGUGAACAGGAGUUUCUGUACAAGAUAGCAGGAGGACAGAUAUACUGGAUUGGCCUCACCAAAGCAGGGAGUGAAGGGGACUGGCACUGGAUAGAUGGAACUCCCUUCAAUAAGCUCCAAAGUUCAAGGUUCUGGAUUCCAGGUGAGCCCAACAAUUUUGGGAACAAUGAACACUGUGCCAAUAUAAAGAGGACUUCACUUCAGUCCUGGAAUGACGUGUCCUGUGAUGCUCAGUUUUUUUUCAUCUGUAAGAAGCCCUAUAUACCAUCAGAACCAUGA
This is a messenger RNA of Chrysochloris asiatica (Cape golden mole), 987 nucleotides long. RefSeq names its product CD207 molecule, langerin (gene CD207). Bases 1 to 987 code for a protein of 328 amino acids. The transcript is spliced from 6 exons. Lineage: Eukaryota; Metazoa; Chordata; Mammalia; Afrosoricida; Chrysochloridae. The record is from RefSeq and is a predicted model, not a curated record.